Messenger RNA from Morus notabilis, 453 nucleotides. Its product is annotated as transcription factor HY5. Gene Ontology annotation, biological process: red or far-red light signaling pathway; positive regulation of transcription by RNA polymerase II; regulation of photomorphogenesis. The record is from RefSeq and is a predicted model, not a curated record. Gene Ontology annotation, molecular function: DNA-binding transcription factor activity, RNA polymerase II-specific. NCBI's taxonomy places the organism in Eukaryota, Viridiplantae, Streptophyta, Magnoliopsida, Rosales, Moraceae. Gene Ontology annotation, cellular component: nucleus. The coding region runs from base 1 to 402 and encodes 133 amino acids. The transcript is spliced from 3 exons.
AUGGAAAGCGAUGAGGAGAUCAGAAGAGUUCCCGAGAUCGGCGGCGAAUCGGGCGGAGCAUCGGCUUCUGGCAGAGAUACCGGUUCGGUGGGCGGUCCGGACCGGGUCCUGGUCGCAGGGGAAGGGCAGAGAAAGAGAGGAAGAAACCCGGCUGACAAAGAGAGCAAGAGGCUAAAGAGAUUGCUGAGGAACAGAGUUUCAGCGCAACAAGCAAGGGAAAGGAAGAAGGCGUACUUGAGUGACCUGGAAACUAGAGUUAAAGAUUUGGAGAAAAAGAACUCUGAGCUUGAAGAGAGACUUUCCACUUUGCAGAAUGAGAAUCAGAUGCUUAGACAUAUAUUAAAGAACACAACGGCGGGUAGGAGAGGAGGUAGUGGUGGUUCAAACGCUGAUGGUUUGUAAGGGAGGAAGAGAGUUGACUUAGGGAAGCUAAGGGGAAACAGAAAUGGUAUA